Messenger RNA from Trematosphaeria pertusa, 2260 nucleotides. RefSeq names its product MFS general substrate transporter. The transcript has a single exon. Gene Ontology annotation, biological process: transmembrane transport. Lineage: Eukaryota; Fungi; Ascomycota; Dothideomycetes; Pleosporales; Trematosphaeriaceae. Gene Ontology annotation, molecular function: transmembrane transporter activity. The coding region runs from base 190 to 2013 and encodes 607 amino acids. Gene Ontology annotation, cellular component: membrane. The record is from RefSeq and is a predicted model, not a curated record.
CGACAACACCGCCGAGCAGUCCGUCCGCCCGCUGACCGCUCGUCAAGCAAGGACGGCGCUCCUCGAGUGUCCAGUUUUCCUUCCUCGUCCUGCGCAGCCUCCUUUUGUAUUCCUAUGCAGCAUUUCCUACCGCCGCCAUGAGGCUGUAAUCCGCGCGCCACCCUGUCACACGCCCGAAACCGGCCCGUCAUGUCGCCAUCUCACUCCAAGCGGAAUAGCAGCAAUGGCAUUGACAAGCUCGACUACACCUCGCCCUCCCCGCGACGCCCGCUCCUACAGCCCGACGCCGAGAACGACUCGAACCGACACUCGCAGGACACCAGCUACGCCGGCAGCUUCUUCGAGCAGGUCGCCGAGGGCAUCAUGGAACGCGACCGCGAGAGGCUGCAGCGCGACGUUGCACGAUGGCUGAGCUUCGUCUGGGCCAUCGUCAACUGCCUGUGCGCGGGGAGCAUCACGGCAUACUCGCUGUAUGGCCAUCUCUUCCAGUCGAAGCUGCACUACACGCAGUUCCAGGUCAACAUCGUGAGCAUCACCGCUGAGCUCGGCAUGUACCUGCCUGUUCCCGCCUUCGGAUACCUCUGCGACCGCCUCGGCCCCGGCUGGCCGUCCUGUCUUUCUGGCAUCUUUUUCGGCCUGGGAUAUCUGUUGGCCGCAUUCGCAUACAAGAGCGGGCCUCCUCCGUCAGCUGGAGGCCAUGGCUGGCCGUUCGGCAUCAUGGUGUUUGCCUUCAUCGGAGUCGGCAUGGGCACGAGCUGCAUGUACUUGUCCGCGGUGACGACAUGCGCGAAGAACUUUGGACGCGGAAAUGCGAAGGGUAUCGCAUUGGCUGUUCCAAUCGCUGCGUUUGGGCUUAGCGGGAUGUGGCAGAGCCAGGUCGGAAGCCGUCUGCUAUAUGUGACGAAUUCGGACGGAAGCAGGGGAGAUGUGAACGUCUUCCAUUACUUCCUAUUCCUGGGCAUCCUUCUGCUCUGUGUGGGUGUGAUCGGGACUUUCGCGCUGCGCAUCAUGGACGAGGAAGAGAUGAUCGACGAGGCAGUGGACGAGCUGGAGAGGUCAGGUUUGCUGGCGCACGAUCAGUUCUUCACCCAGGCGGCCAACGUUCAUGGUUACGGCACCAUGGAGCCUCGGGAUCUCUCAGACUCAACCUUUGACUUCUUGCAAUCAGAAGCCGAGCGCUUGAAAGCGCAUGCAGAAGAGGAGGCACGGAAGAAGACGUGGUUAUUGAACGAAGAGACCAGGCGAUAUGUCUCGGAUCCUACCAUGUGGUGGCUGGCUGGUGGCUUCUUCCUCGUCACUGGCCCAGGAGAAGCCUUCAUCAAUAAUCUGGGAACCAUCAUCGGCACCCUCUCACCUCCCCAUAGCUCUGCAACAACCUCUGCAGCCACCCACGUCUCCAUCGUAGCCCUCACAUCGACCCUGGCACGCCUUAUAACCGGAACUCUGUCGGAUAUCCUAGCCCCCAUACCACCACUACACCAACACCGGCGAGGCCCUGACUCCGUCGCGAACUCCUUGGUCUCCCUGCCACCGCUCGAGCAACCCCGCAAGUUCACCGUUUCCCGGAUAACCUUUCUCCUUACCUUCGCCUUCAUUCUCUCCCUGGGCCAACUCCUCCUUGCGAGUGGCUGGGUGCAAGGGCACACUAACCGCUUCGUCGCCGUCUCCGCACUCAUAGGCUCCGGCUACGGCGCCCUGUUCUCCCUGACUCCCAUCGUCGUCUCCGUCGUAUGGGGCGUCGAGAACUUUGGCACUAACUGGGGCAUUCUCGCCAUGACCCCCGCGGCCGGGGCCACCGUUUGGGGCGCCAUUUACGCUGCUGUUUACCAGAGGGCUGCGGACAAUGGCGAACCAGGCGUUGAGGGAGAUGCGGAUGACGUGUUGUGCUACGGGAAGAGAUGCUAUGCGCCGACAUUUUGGGCUAUGGCGAUUAGUGUGUGGAUCGCUAUGGGCCUGUGGAUGUGGGCUUGGAGGGGUCCUGGAGGAUGGAGGAGGAGGGGUGUUGCCGUCUAAGAACGACCCGGAAAGGAUCUUUUGAUGCCAAAAUAGUGGCAAGACGACGGCUUUGUACAGAAGAAGGUUGUAUACUCACGAUAAUGGGCUAUGGCAGCGUGCAUUUGCUUUUAUCCUUACUUUUUAUAUGUUACUCCGUGUGCUUUUAGAUGUCGAAGGGAACGAACGGCGUUGCAUUGGGUCGGCUGGGCGGUAUUUUGAAUCUUUCAGCUGCUGCAUCAAUCUCAUGGCAAACUAGCUUCUCGCC